GCAGUAGAGCUCUUGAUCUAUAAUUCGUGUCUCGAGACCAAAAAUGGCAACAAAACAGUACUAAAUGCGAACGCGCUGUUCUAAUGGUCUGUUAUUACUUCAGUGAUGAUUAAGUGACUACUUUAUUACGGAUUUAUUGUACAAAUGUUUUUAUGUAUGGUACUAUGAGCGAUGCAGCGAAAAAUCGUGUCAUAGCGCUUGGAACACAGUUCAAUUGCGCCGAGAGAGCGCAAGACCCGCUCACGGUUCAAUUCGAAGGAAGUACCAAAAAACCUUUUUGGAAACGGAACACAAGUAAACUUCCCGGAAGUAUAAAGCCUGUGAUCUCUAGUCAAAGUCAUGGAGCAACAGCUGAUACAGCUGCCACCACGACUGUCACAACUUCUGCAAGUGCUGGUUCAAUUGGAGCUAAUAGUCUUAAAAGCAAGCUCAAGUCAUUAUCCUUCCAAGAGUUUGACAGCAAGAUGGCUGAUGCAUGGGAAGAGUCUGACGAUGACAUUAUCAAAAUAGGCCAGAGGUCUCAGACAGCAGGGGAGGGGAGGGUCAGGACAAUCAGUGGAGGUGAUGUCAGAGCAGGUUUCACCAGUGAUAUGGACACAGAUGAACUUCACCAACAGCCAGCCAUUUCCAGCAAGCGAGAAGAGUACCACCACAAACAAGGAGAUGCCAGCAAGCGAGAAGAGUACCACCACAAACAAGGAAAUGCCAGCAAGCGAGAGGAAGCCAAGGAGCAGGUGUCCAGACCUUCACCACUUAGUAUCCUCACACGGCACAAACACCAGUCACAUGGGAGCAAGGCAGCCCAGCAGACAACCCCCCCAUUACCUUCCAUCCAAGCACCCAGACCCCCAUCCCCAAUACGAUCAGUUCGCCUGGAAUUCCAGGAACAGGAAAUAUACAAGCUUGAAAAGUUUGGCAAGCUUUUAGCUGGACCUAACACUGACCUUGAGGCUAUAAGGAAGCUCAGUUGGUCAGGCAUUCCAAUGGCUGUCAGGCCAACAACUUGGCAACUGCUCUCAGGAUAUUUGCCUGCCAAUAUUGACAGACGUCAAGCAACAUUAGAUCGCAAGAGAGAGGAAUAUCAUAAUUUUGUGAAGCAAUAUUACCCUACCAGAUAUGAAGAGAUAUAUACAGAUACAUUUAGACAGAUUCAUAUUGAUAUACCAAGAAUGAACCCAUUAAUACCGUUAUUUCAACAAAUAUUGGUCCAAGAGAUUUUCGAGAGGAUCCUCUACAUCUGGGCCAUCCGCCAUCCUGCAAGUGGCUAUGUGCAGGGAAUGAACGAUCUGGUCACUCCGUUCUUUGUUGUCUUCUUGUCAGCCUAUGCUGAUGGCGACCUAGAAAAUUAUGAUGUUCAAAGUUUAUCUCAAGACAUUCUUGAUACCAUAGAAGCUGAUAGUUUUUGGUGUAUGAGUAAACUUCUUGAUGGCAUACAGGACAAUUACACAUUUGCACAACCAGGAAUCCAGAAAAAAGUGAAUGCUUUAAGAGAACUUGUACAAAGAAUAGAUGAGCCUCUUCACAAACACCUUGCUGAGCACAACGUGGAGUACUUACAGUUUUCUUUCCGCUGGAUGAACAAUCUGUUGAUGAGGGAGAUGCCCCUUCGCAGCACCAUCCGUCUUUGGGACACAUACCUGUCUGAAGAGGACGGCUUUGCAACUUUUCAUCUUUACGUGUGUGCUGCCUUUUUAGUGAACUUCUCUAAGGAAAUAAUGACAAAGGCAGACUUUCAGUAUUUAAUGGUUUUGCUGCAAAACCUGCCAACUGACAACUGGACAGACGAGGAUGUAAAUCUGUUGCUAGCGGAGGCUUUUCGGCUCAAAUACAUGUUUGCUGAUGCACCCAAACAUUUGCAAAGCAAGUAGAUUUGAUAUUCAACGACUUGCAAUAGAGAUAAUCCCCUUCUACAAUCGUCCUUUUUAUCAGUCACACGAGAGAAUGCUUAAAUUGAACUUUGAACUUGGGGAAAACAGUCUAGUACGAGGUUUUCCUACCCGGGUUUCCUGUGGUUUCCAUAAGUUGUUUUAUUUACAGAAGCCAACUCCCUUGUUUGGCUGGCAAAGAAUGCAAAAUGUGUAAAAAAAAAAAAACCAGGAAUAUCAUCAGUAUUAUGUUACUCCCAUUAUGUGCCAAGUACCAGUUCACUUAAACGUCACUCCACAUGUUUGCCAGUAAUGUUAGAACGGGAGCAAGAAAGGUUGUUAUAUCGAGAUGGACGUCUCUGCCAUCAGUUUGUGGAUGGUUAGCCGAGAACUGUACUGCAUGACAUUGCACAAUUCUAAGUGUAUGUAAAGACUUUGUAAACAAUCCAAUUUGUUUUGCAAAAAUAGCAAAGUAUUUUAAAACUUUUGGAAAUGUACUGUAUACAAUACACCUAGAAAUUGACAAUGUAAGGGAUAAAAUAAGUUGACCCCCCCUUUAGGAGUAAAAAUAUCGCAUGAUCCUUUAUGCUUCCCCCAUAAUUCCGGUGCCAGCCCCACCCACCCCCCCCCCUCCCGAAAACCGUAGAAAGAAGGAGCAAAGGAUCGAACGGCAAUGACAAUGUCAAAGGAAUGCGAUCAAGAGAUUAGCUGCGUGCUUGGCAGAAAAUGGAAGGGGAAGGAAUUGGCUGAAUUCAGAAAAAGUGAAGGCACUCAAUUUCUCAAAGAUGCAACUAACUCCAAGGCACUCAAUUUCUCAAAGAUGCAACUAACUCCAGGUUGCAACCUGAAAAUGGUUGAUGCUAUAGAUGACGUAAAAGAAGCAAAAAGGCUUUUCGAUCUUCUCCUUGCAAGAAAAGCGCAGCACAA
Nematostella vectensis (starlet sea anemone) is the source of this 2792-nucleotide messenger RNA. Its product is annotated as TBC1 domain family member 22B. Gene Ontology annotation, biological process: activation of GTPase activity. NCBI's taxonomy places the organism in Eukaryota, Metazoa, Cnidaria, Anthozoa, Actiniaria, Edwardsiidae. The coding region runs from base 153 to 1868 and encodes 571 amino acids. The record is from RefSeq and is a predicted model, not a curated record. Gene Ontology annotation, molecular function: GTPase activator activity. The transcript has 13 exons.